AUGCCUGAUCGGCCGAGCGGUUUUGGACUUUGGCCGAGACUUCAGACGGACGGACAUUUUGGCCGAGAGCGGAACAUGCGUUCCUCGGCCGGCCGUUCUGCGCGGUUUGGGCGUCGAUUCUCGAUAGAUCGGCUUUGGACAGUCUUCGCUCUUUUGGCUAUAAGUCCUUUUCUACUCAUCCAAAUGAGGCCGUUCCAGUUGCGUUGGAAAGUUAACUCAAUCAGAGCACGCAGGGAACUAGUCUUGAUGAAAUCCAUUGAGUAG
Molecule: messenger RNA, 264 nt
Organism: Microthlaspi erraticum
Lineage: Eukaryota; Viridiplantae; Streptophyta; Magnoliopsida; Brassicales; Brassicaceae
Source: the annotation of a GenBank genome assembly